UUUGUAAUUUUAAUUUUUAAGAUGGUGGACUCAAAAACUUUUGCAAUUAUUUAUUAAUUAAGCAACAAAUGAAAAAAAUGUGUAAAAAUGGAACAAUUUAUAAAAAUUAUGUUGGUUUUAUAAUAUAAUUAAAAAAUUAGUUUUUGGACUCCCCCGUCCAUGAUGUAUGCUCCUCACCCCCCGGCUCGUGGUGUAAGAUGGCGCUUUAAUUCGAAGCACGAUGAUUUGAUAAAACGACAUGACAGCUGUAAAGAUGAAAUAAAGAAUUGAGAUGCUUGAAUAAUAAAUUCAGAAUUGAGAGCAUCUUGCAAACGUUUGCAAUCAAAAUGCCACCAAAAAAACGAACAGGAAACAGUUCAAGUUCAAAUAAUAUAUUUCAAUACAAUAAUACAGUUGAAUUGACGUUUAAGCCUGAUUCAAAUAAGAAGUUACUAGUAAAAACUAAAACUGUUGGGGAUAGUUCAGACGAGGACGACGCUCCUAUUCUGAAAAAGAAGAAAGGACGACGAAGAGGAAAAAAAGACACAUGUAGCAGUAGCAGUUCGUCAGAUACAUCAUCUUCUUCAAGCGACAGUGAGAAUGGAAAGCAAGGAGAUGCGUUAAAGAAAUAUGAUAUACAUGAAAUAUGUGAUGACGAUUUUGAUGAACUUCCAAGGCCUUUGACACCUCCUCCUUCGAAUACAAAUGCUCCUACAUCAGGACCAAGUCGGCAAGCAAAAAUUAUCAAGAAUGAAACAUUUGAAGAAAUAUUCAAUAAUUUGGCAGCAAUGCACGAAGUGACUACAGAUGUGAUUUCGCUCUCCUUUACUGAUGGACUUGGAAAUUUGCAGAUGCUAAAAUUCACUGAUACACCAAGUAAAGUUAAUUUGAGUGUUGCUGACAUUAUAGAUUGCGUUGUCGUUAAUCGUGCAACGAUAGAUGACCCGUUGAUGAGUGAGAAUAUUGUAAAUAUCAAAAUACAAGGAUCGGAGAGCAAAUCAGUGAAGCAUUUCAAAGCGUUAAAGAACAAAUCUCUCGGGAGAAUAAUGCAACUCUACGCUGAGUUUCGUCAAUUGCCUUUAUCCAAGUUGAAAUUCUUCUUUGAUGGCGAAAAAAUUAUGCCAGAACAGACCCCGAAUGAUCUUGAUAUGGAUGAUGAAAAUGCUGUAGAUGUCAAGUUGAUAUAGGAACAAUUGAUUUUCUACCUGCAUAUUGCACUUCUGGAUUAAUCUCUCGUGUUUUGGAGUAAUAGUUUUAAAUACAACAUAAUUUCUUUUCUUUCCAAGACAAUUUAAAGAGACGAGAAUGGUGAUAGAGGAAUUAAUCUAGUAAAAUAGUUUAGAUCAAAAAUUAUGGCGAUCAUUUCUUCGAAUGCAAAAAUUUCUACGAGACCAAAAUUUCUUUAAUUCUUUUCGGAAAGAAUUUUUUCUUUUCGUUAUCGAAUUGAAAGCAAGGAGGGCGGGGAUUAUGUACAUACCAUAUUUUAAUAUAAUAAAGUUAUAUUGCAAUUUCAGCGUUUA
Molecule: messenger RNA, 1499 nt
Organism: Xenia sp. Carnegie-2017
Lineage: Eukaryota; Metazoa; Cnidaria; Anthozoa; Malacalcyonacea; Xeniidae
Product: NFATC2-interacting protein-like
Biological process (GO): positive regulation of transcription by RNA polymerase II; cytokine production
Molecular function (GO): protein binding
Source: RefSeq, a predicted model, not a curated record